Lachancea nothofagi CBS 11611 is the source of this 2994-nucleotide messenger RNA. The record is from the annotation of a GenBank genome assembly. Lineage: Eukaryota; Fungi; Ascomycota; Saccharomycetes; Saccharomycetales; Saccharomycetaceae.
AUGCUUAGAGCUACGCGUGUAUCUUCAGUCAGUAAUAAUGAUAUAAUUUCCAUUUUACCGAUCUCUGAAGCAUCUAAAGUCCUCGUUGCUAACAAAGAAGGGCAUGUUUUAGUAUACUCGUAUGAAGGCAAUUCAUUAAAACUGACGCACACUUACAAUCAUUUGAUGAAAAAUAAUGGUCCAGAUACUGUUAUUAUAGAUCUGCUUUACUCUCAUCAAUUGGCGACAGUUUUUGCGCUGUGUGAGAAAAGCAUUGUUUUGUUAAACAGCACAAACCUGAACCAAUUCGACAGAAUAGUAGAGAAAAGAGGAGUCAAACAAGCUUGGGUCUUUGAGCAGCCUUCGGAAACUCGUGGAGCAAUGACGGCCCUUUUGCUUUACCCAAAUAAAGCGUCGAAGCUGAAGCUUUUUUUGUGGAACGACCGUUCUUUCACAAGUGUCUCUGAGCUAAGUCUCAGCAGCAAAGAUGAGGUGAUUCUGUCAAUGGAGAUGGAAUUAGGAGGGUUUUUGAUAGCGACUAAUGUGGGCAACUAUUACUGGAGACUAAAAGAUCUUAAUUUGCUAAAAUUCACCAAAAUUAUCUCCCCUCUUUGGCCUCAAAACAUUCAUGACGCUCUGAAGGAGUUAGACCAUUGCAACCAUACAUGGCAGAAGAAUGCCGAUGCUGCUUCUGUCUCUAGUGCGUCUAUACUCUCUCGAAAGGGGAGUUUUGGACGCUUUUUUCAGCCAAGAGAAACUCGCGGACAAAUUCAAAAGGUAAAACUAAUAUUUCGGCCUGUGGAUCAUCAACAUGUCAUUUUGCUUGAUGGAAGGUCUCAAAAAAUGUUUGAGGUCCUCGUUAAAGACUCAGAGUCACCGCAAUUAUCAGCGCGCGAGUGGCGGCAAUUUUUCGAAGUCAACUCAAAAUUCGAUAACAUGCAACACCUAUCAUCAAACUUUCUGCUCUUAAGCAAUAGAGAGUCGAUAAGGAUUGUGGACUACCAAUAUGGCUUCAAUUAUUUGGAUGUAAGAAUUGAAGAAGGAAUAAAAAAGGUAGUCAAGGCAAAAGACUCCACAUUACUCGUUUGGACAAGCGCGGAUAACCUACAGAUCUACAAAUUGAUUGUCACAGACCAGUCAAAUAUCUCGGAAGAGGAAGAGGAUCUCUUGGAACUAGAAGACGGAACGAUAACACGAUCAUUAAAGAACAUAGUUUUCUAUGAAUCCAUUCUCAAUCCUAAAAGCCGUUUGGCGUUGUGUGAAGGUUUUGAGUGCGAUGACUUUAACAACGCACUUAAUUUGUUUGCUCUAAAACUGCGAGACAUGAAUGUUCUAUGGAGUCUUAAUAGUUUCGAACGAUGCCAGAAAUGGUCUGGGAGAGUUCAUGAUGCUGCUAAAAUUUCUAAGAGAGCCUUUAAGUUGCAAGAAUUCAUUAUCAAGAAAAUAUUCGACAAUUUCAUAAAUUUUUUGGCUCCUCCUGAACUGGUGAUAGGUCACUGCCUCCCGAGGUUUGCCUCAAAGUUAUUGGAUACUAGCAUUGUUGGCGAAAUAGGCUUUCACAAGAGAAGUCUCGUGGAUGAGCUUCCUGCAUCAUUAAUAAACAAAUGGUGUCUUCCAUACCUCACUGACACGAGGCGGAAUCUUCACAAUAUCGCCACAAAGGGAAAGACAGAAUGGGAGAUUAAAGGAAGGACGAUUGAAAUUGACGUUCGAUUUUUUCUCCUAGACCACCACGAAGAGCAGAGCGUCGAAUCUCUUCUUAGACUUAUCGACACUACCAUUUUCAAUAUUUACCUCGAAUACAAUCCUUCAAUGCUAGGGCCGUUUACGAGGGUACCCAACAACUGUGAUUUUGAGACUGUUGCAGAACAAUUAACAAAACAUAAGAAAAUCCAGGAGUUAGUUGACUUCUACCACAUGAAAGGUCAACAUGAGCUUGCUUUGAAGCUUCUCACAGGGUUGGAAAGCGAUAUAAAAUCUGUGCACCCCGAGGACAUGGCGAACAAUAUUAAGAAGCUUGUGGUGGAUUACCUAAAGAAACUUUCUUGGUCAGAAUCUACAACUCUUUUCAAGUACACUAGUUGGCUCCUGGAAAGAUUCCCGGAGAAUAUUGCUGUCAUAGUUACAAGUAUAUUCAUGAACUUCAGUCCUGAUUGCGCGAAAUAUGACUAUAUGAAGGUAUAUGAUUAUAUUGAUGCGCUUGACCGCGAAUUGUCCAUUCGAUAUCUUGAGUUUGUCAUUGACGCUUUUGGCACGACAUACAAACCUGUCUAUAUGGUGCUGAUAGAAAGAUACCUAGAGGACAUUGACAAUCACAAAACCGCUCGUAAACUAGAAGCCAUCUUGAGUUCUACAAAUUGUUACGAACCACGAAAUGUUUUAAGACUUCUCGAAAUUGCUUUCGAUGCUGGCAGCUUGAACACAGACUCUGCACUGUUAGUCAAAAAGCUCCAAACAUAUCCGCUGAAAGUUUUAGGAGAACACAAGAAAUCCUUGAAGAUUUUAUUCGAAGAGCUCUCAAAUUACCAUUUUUCCACCGUUUACUGCAACGAGGUCUUUCAUGAGAAUCAAGAUGUGGGCUCAUCGCUUUUCAACACUUUGUUUGACAUGAUGAUUAACGAUUCAGAGAACAAUAAUCAAGGUCCUCGAAUAAUACUGCGCUUUCUCAAAGAGUUCGGGCCAAAACUCAACAGUACUGAUAUACUAAUGAAGUUGCCAUCGAAGAUACCUCUGAAAGACAUGCAGCAGAUAUUGGCAAAAGAAAUCGAGAGCUCUUCGCUCAAAAAGAACUGCGUCCGUUUGGAAAAGAACCUUUUACAGGUUCAGCUAGUUGAUCAGACUUCGCAGCUUAAUAAGGAGCUCGCGAAUUAUUGUGUUAUUACAGAAGAACAGAAGUGCUUUGCUUGUCACAAGCUUUUGAAAAGCAGUCACGGUGGGAUCAUUUUAUGGUUCAGCACUCACGAUGGGAGGGUAUUGACCCACUAUAACUGCCGGAAAGUUAUGGAGGAUAAUUGA